AUGUAUGUUUAUGAAAUAAUAAAAAGCAUCAAUGAUGGAUGGAUAUCUAUUAUCCUAUCUCAACUACGUGCUAUUAAGAAAGUAUCAUCCUCUUCUCCUUCUUCUUCUGAUAAGUUAUUCAGCAAAGAAGCUAUUAUUAAUAAUAAGAUGGAUAAGAGUAUAUUCUUUAGUUUGGGAACAGGUGCUAGAUUCAACAAACAGAAAUAUGCAAGAGAUGUUGAAUUGUUCAAGGGAAUUAAAUCACAAGAAAGAGAUGUACAUCAAGCAUCUAGUAACCUUCAUUUCUUUGGAAAGAGUGAUGUAAAGGUAGAACAAGAAAAGAAACAAAAGGAACAACAAAAAGAACAACAAAAGAAAGCUGCUGCAGAAGAGGAAAAGAAUAAAAAGAGACAAAGAGAAGAAGAAAAGGAAAAGGAGGAAGAGGAUGAGGAUGAGGAAGACAACAGUCAAGAUGAAGAAAAUAGUCAAGAUGAAGAAGUGGAUGAUGAAGAAGAAGACAAGGAUGACUACAAUGAAUCAGAAGAUGAAGAUGAAGAAGAUGUUGAUAUAUUUCAAAAGAAAUAUGUACCAACUAAAAUUAAAAAUGAAGAUGACAGUAGUGACGAUGAAGAUGAUGAUGAAGAUAAAGUUAAAAAAGAAGAAAAUGGUGGUGAUAAUAAUAGUAAUGGAGAUAUUAGAACUAAAUUAAAUAUUAGUGUUACUGGAACAGAUAUACCAAAUGUAAUUCAAAGUUUUGAUGAGUUACUUGAAGAACCAUACAAUAUGCGUCAAUAUAUUUUAAAGAAUAUUCGUGCUGCCAAAUACAAGGAUCCUUCACCCAUCCAAAUGCAAUCGAUUCCAGCCAUUAUCAGUGGUCGUGAGGUUAUUGCCUGUGCACCAACUGGUUCCGGUAAGACUGCUGCCUUUUCCAUUCCAAUCCUUCAAUCUCUACACGAACCAAAGAAACUUGGUUUCCGUUGUGUCAUUGUUUCACCAACUCGUGAACUCGCUCAACAAAUCUAUAGAAACUUUAGACUGUUCUCAAAGGGUAAACCAUUCAAAAUAUGUGUAUUAUCAAAAACUGUAUCUGGUGAUCAAAUGGCUCCAAUCUCUAAAAAUUUUGAUAUUUUAAUUACUACACCACAAAGAAUUGUAAAUUUAAUUCAAAGUAGAGUUGUAAAAUUAAAUCAUGUUGAACAUUUAGUAUUUGAUGAAGCAGAUAAAUUAUUUGAUGAUCAAUUUUUGGAACAAGUUGAUAGUGUGAUCAAUGCUUGUAAGAAUGCAUCACUUAAAAUCCAUUUAUUCAGUGCUACCAUGAACGUAGUGGUUGAAGAAAUGGCUAGAUCCAUUAUGAAAAAUCCAAUCAAAGUUUUAAUUGGUUCUCAAAAUUCAGCAUCAAUCAAUGUUGAUCAAAAAUUAUUAUUUGUUGGUAAGGAAGAUGGUAAAUUAUUGGCAUUGAGACAAUUAUUCCAAAAGGGAUUGGAACCACCUAUUUUAAUAUUCGUGCAAUCAAAGGAACGUGCCACUGAAUUGUUCCAAGAACUUAUUUUCGAUAAUAUCAAUGUCGAUGUCAUUCACUCUGAUCGUACCCAACAACAAAGAGAUACGAUUGUACAACGUUUCAGAUCCGGUAAGAUAUGGGUACUCAUUUGUACCGAGUUGAUGGCUCGUGGUAUGGAUUUCAAGGGUGUAAACUAUGUCAUCAAUUUCGAUUUCCCAAAUACAAUUGCUAGUUAUGUUCAUCGUAUUGGUCGUACUGGUCGUGCCGGUCGUCAAGGUAAAGCUAUUACUCUCUACACCAAAGAUGAUUUCCCAAUGAUCCCAUCUAUUUCAAAUGUUAUUAGAAAUUCUGGUUAUGAUACUCCUGAUUGGAUGCAACAUUUAACUACUGAUAAAAUUACAGAUGGGUAUGCUGAAGAUAGUGAAGUUAAAGUUAGAAGAAAAUCAGUUUCAACUAUUCCAGCCAAUGAAAGAUGGAAGAUUCAUGUUAAUAAUAAAAAAGAACAAACAAGAAAACAAAUUCAAUAUGGUCAAUAUAAUAAUAGUAAAAAUAACAACAAUCAAAAUAAUAAUUAUAAAGGUAAGAAACCAAACAAUAAUGGAAAUGGUGGAAAUCAACAAAAUAAUAAUAAUAAUAAGAAACCAAAUAAUAAUCAUAAUAAUAAGAAACCACAACAACAACAACAAGAUUUGAAAAAGAGGAAGUUUGAUUCACCAAAGAAAUAA
Cavenderia fasciculata is the source of this 2205-nucleotide messenger RNA. RefSeq names its product putative RNA helicase (gene ddx52). NCBI's taxonomy places the organism in Eukaryota, Evosea, Eumycetozoa, Acytosteliales, Cavenderiaceae. Gene Ontology annotation, biological process: maturation of SSU-rRNA. Bases 1 to 2205 code for a protein of 734 amino acids. The record is from RefSeq and is a predicted model, not a curated record. Gene Ontology annotation, molecular function: RNA helicase activity; nucleic acid binding; ATP binding. The transcript has 7 exons.